Phlebotomus argentipes is the source of this 6984-nucleotide messenger RNA. It is a transcript of the gene GATAd, whose product is annotated as box A-binding factor. The record is from RefSeq and is a predicted model, not a curated record. Gene Ontology annotation, molecular function: RNA polymerase II cis-regulatory region sequence-specific DNA binding; zinc ion binding; DNA-binding transcription factor activity, RNA polymerase II-specific. NCBI's taxonomy places the organism in Eukaryota, Metazoa, Arthropoda, Insecta, Diptera, Psychodidae. Gene Ontology annotation, cellular component: nucleus. Gene Ontology annotation, biological process: positive regulation of transcription by RNA polymerase II; negative regulation of transcription by RNA polymerase II; cell fate commitment. The transcript is spliced from 9 exons. Bases 1012 to 3402 code for a protein of 796 amino acids.
GUUGGUCACAGUGCAGCCAUUCAGCGAGAUGGCUUUGUGCAGUUGUCGUUUGCGAUAUUUGCUUUGUAAAAUAUUACUUUAAAUCAAGCUCCAGCACCAUCCCGACCUAUUUAUUUGUAGUUUUAAGGACAGUGCCCUGUGACUGGUGGUGCGCUGGGUGGCGUGAACGCGUGGGGUUCGGCGAAAAGUGGCAGAGAAAAAUCGAGUGUGGCUGAGGUUUGUGAAUGUGAGACAGAGUGAAAAAGCGCGACGCUGUGUGUGUGAAAUCCCUGAUAAAAGACGGCAGCGAGGAGAUAAAAACACAAAGAAUCUCUUGGGCGAGCGAAGGAGAUUCUGGCUGGUGUGAGUGUGUGAGGAAAUGAAAGGUGAAGCGGCAGAUGUCUGUCAAAGACUCACACGGAAUCUCUCGUCUUCGCGUUAUCUCGGCGUUAUUUCUUCAUAGAGCGAGAGAGAGCCCUCGAGGCUGCGAGUAGUGCCUUGUCCUGGCCCCCGGAGACUUGCAGAUUGUAGGCGACGCCGACCAGUGACUCACUGCGUCUCCCGGAGAUCUUGUGAUAAUCCCAAGCAGAUUCGCGUGGAACAAAGGAAGGCCAAAAUCCCGCUGCAGAUGUCAGAAAUAUACCCAAGAGAGUCCACUUAAUCAGCCAAACCCACACACAUGUGCAUCUCUCGCGGUGGAGAGCAGUGAAUCUCGAUAGACUGUGUUCAGUAUUCCGUGGAGACUCUGGCAGCACGCAUCGCGGGGCCCCAGUGACUCAUCGGCAGGAUAAGCGAGAUAAUCGGUGCCCUGGAUAAACAGUGAAAAGCACUCUGUGCUGUGCUCGGGGAAGGAGUCAGGAGAGCCCCCAGCCGCGGUGUGAAUUACGUAAAGGAGACACAGUCCAUCCGCGCUGUCUCCUCUCAGUUGCAGUGGAAAUUCACUGCAAAACUGGCACGGUUUUUCUUCUGUGGAAAUUCGACCUAAAUUCAGCCUGUGUGUGUGGAAAUUGAUUGUGUUAUGCCGCAGUGAAAAUGUGUAAUGUACCGCCAAAAUUCUACCAAGUGUGCCGCCUCUGUCUAUCUGUUGUGAGUGAUAAUGAGUUGGGUGAGCUGUCCAUCUAUCCCGCCUGGCCGGGGAAGGAGAACGAUGCCACAGAGGAGGCGGAGGACGAGCGGAGGCCGGAGGGCGAGGAUGUAGUUACCAGAAAAACGGUGGUGGAGGCGACCAACAACCGCGAUCAUCACGUGGCGAAGCAAGAUGAUCGCCGGGAUGUCGAGGCGAUGAUUGAUAGCGACAAGGAUGAGGCCAAGUCGCAUCAUCUCACCAAUGGUGGCUCGCACGACAUCCCCGACAGGAUUUUCCAGUGUCUUUCAAUCACGAUAACUCCUGCUGAUGGAUUGCCCAAUGUUGUGUGUAGGAAAUGUCGUGAGCAAUUGGAUAUUUGUCAUCGAUUUCGUGAAGUGGCGCACAAAUCACAGAAGAGUCUCGAGCAUUUUCUCCAGCUCACCGCCAAAUUUGAGGGAAGUGCCCAGGAGGUGUUGGCGAAAUCCACGGCGAAACUGGAGGAGGUUCUCAUGAGCUCAGCGGAAGCAUCGUUACCAAUCCAUCAGAUGAGACAGAGGCGAUCGAAUGUGCCAACGCAGCAGUCCCGGAUUGAUUCUGAGCGAACAGCUGUGGCGGCAUUGACAGAGUUGAGCAAUAUGUCAUCAAGCAUGAACGCUGUGUCCUCUUCCAGUGUCUCGUCUGUCGGCGCAUCGUCAAUCACGGUAUCGUCGCCAUCGACGGCAUCCUCUGUUACCUCAAUCAUAAGCAAAAAUCACUUGGAUCACUUGGAGGCGAACUCUGUGUCGGUGAUACCGCUGGAGAGUGGGAAACAGCGACUCAGUGUGGGUGAUGUGAAUCACAUCAAGAAUCUGUCACAUCUGCAGAAACUGGAGACGGCCGCCGUGCUCAUGGACAUUAGCAAGAAGGUCAUCAUCUCACCGCCCAGCUCGAAUCCGCAGUCUCCGAGUCAUCAUCAGCAAUUCCAAAAUCACCUGAAACACCAGCAGCAACAGCCUAGUAUUACUUCUUCUGUGAUAAAGUCGCACGAUUUUAUUGGGAAUUCACUUAAGAGAUCAAUGAGUCACGAGGAAAUUGAUUUAUCACUGAAACGCGUCAAACUACCACUGAAGUCGAUUCCUGAACCAUUUAUAGUGAAGCAUGAGCAAUUGGACGAUGAGUACCAGCAGCAGGAGGAGAACAGUCUCAAUACCGAUUCGGGCGAUGAUAGCUCAGAUCCGGGUCGACUUCAGGUGGAUAUUUCAUCGUCCCAGGAGGGCUUUGAUGACAAUGAGAACUUUGAGGGGAAGAAGACGGCCGCCAAGGCGUCCGAGAGACAGGCUCAGGAGGGCAAUGUCGAGAUGGAGGCCAAUGUGACGGAUCCUGCGACCACUCAACUGUGGCAAGUUCUGGCUCAAUCAUCGAUUAAUGGUGGAGGCAAUGAAGCAACUCAAUUGCUCAAGAGAAUGAUUAACAGCAGCAAAUCUUUGGGAUUUCCUCUCUCACUGGGCAUUUCAGGAUCAUUAAGUGAUCAGCCAAUUGCUCUCUUAAAGGACAAGGUGGGUCACAAGUCGUCUGGCAGGCGCAAGCAGUCCUGCCCGAGUCGCACGCCGCUGGAGAAUACAUCAGCAGUGGAAUCACUGUGCGACAGUUCAUCGUUGCUUGCAGAGGCUGCAAAUGCCGCAGCUGCAAAUCUUGAGUUUGCCUCAGCAAAUAAUCCCACAUGGAUUAAUUAUUCCGAUGAGAGAUCCAAAAACACCACAGCCCAGUCGAAUAAUAAAAAUUUGAACAAUCAGAAAGAUAUGUCGUGCACCAACUGCGGUACACUAACCACGACAAUCUGGAGAAGAAAUAUACGCGGGGAGAUGGUUUGCAAUGCUUGUGGGCUGUACUUUAAGCUGCACGGUGUGAAUCGUCCUCACACGAUGCGCCGAGAUACUAUUCACACGCGCCGAAGGAGACCACGUGGGGAUAAAUCUGUACGGAAAAAAUCGAAGCAGCACGACGACUCGGGUGCCGCCGAGCAGGAACGCCUGGAGCGAAUAUCCGAACGCGGGAUCGGCGGCAGCGGCUCUGGCGCCAGCGGAGCGUCCGAGGAUGCCUUGUGCGGAAAUCCUGACUUGCAAGCACUCAAUAAUCACAAUCUGCUAAUUGCCUUAGGUGGUGUGGCUCGAAGCUCAAAUGCUCACUUCACAAUGCCGCACUAUUCUCACUUCUUGCGUGCCUCUCAAAACUAUCCGGACGUCACUAGUGGGGUGUCGGUGGCGGGUGGCGAUCUCACCGCGGACGACAGUGCACCAGAGAAUGACAUGGACACAUGCAACUUGCCCCUGAAUCUAGUGGCAACCCAACUGGGUGGAAGUGAUUCUUCGCAACACUGACUGAUGAUGAUAAGUACAUGACAAUGAUUCUCUUUUUAUACACAAUAUUCUCCUGUUCUAGUGUUUUUUCAUUUCACACUUUGCGUUUUUGUGUAACAACGAAAUUGAAUGGAAUGUAGAAAUGAGCAAAUAUUUCUUUUGGCAUUGUAUUAAUGGAGAGGACGUUUUUGCUGCAAAACUCAAAUCUUUCUAUAAUAAUUUUCAUGAAUACUCAAGUGAAGUCUCUGUGUUUUUUUUUUUAAUUAUUUUGUGACUAUUUAAUAAAUUAUUUAAUCGUACUAUUUGACAAUAUUUAAUGAGAUGAGAUAAUGAUAAAGAUAUAAAUGACGAAAAUUCUAGCAAUAAUGAAAACAUUGAAGGUAUUAUAGAUUUUUUUGUCUACAUUCACACCAUCUCACAAAAUAAUCUCUCUUUAAUUUUGUAACUUCACGAGCAAACUAUGCGAAUAUUGCGCUCUUAAUUAGACAAUUGAUGAAUGAUGAAAGAAAAAAAAACAGGCUAUAAUGGACUAUUUGAUAGCACUGCGGAACUUUACUCUUCUGCCUAAGACUAAAUACCUAUUAUACUAAAAAAUUUACAAUGCAUGUAGAUGAGAAAUGGAACUCUUAAUGAAUUUGCAAGAGUAGCAUUAUAUAUUCUAAUUCUAUAAAUAUGGAGAAAUUCCACUAUCCUAGCAAUUCCAGAAAUAAUAUAUAUAUACAUAUAUAUGAAAAAAUUGACUCAGCGAAUGAAGAAAAUUCACACAAAUAUAAAAAUCAAUAGUUUUGAGCGGCUGAAAAUGCAAAAACAAAACUUGUAUAUUGACAUUUUUAGAGAGUUUUCGAGAAAAAUACACUUAUGUAGAAAUAGUUCUUGAUUUUCCCUUGUAUUUACUUAACAACAACAACAACAAAAAACAUACAAGUUUAUAGAGAAAAGAGGGAAAUUCUAUAAAUAUGAAUGGAUUUAUAGAGUCAGAGAGAAAUAAGAAGGAGAAAUUGCAAAACUUAUGUAUUGAAAGCUACUUAAGAGAAGCCAGAAAAGCGAGAAAGCUAAGAAUAAAUAAAAACUCGUAGCAGGAAAACAAAAAAAAACUUAUAUAUUAUGAUGAAAAAAAAACUAUUUAAUAUACAAGGAAAUCAAAAACACAGAUUAAAAAUUACAUAAAAGUUAAUAUUAUAAAAUCUUGCCUGUAGCAAAACAACCAAUUGUGAUAAGGAUGAAAUAAGAUAGUGAAGAAAAAUUUAAGAAUUAUUAUAUGAAAAAAAAGUAAUUAUUAAACUCGUGAAGGAUGAAGAAAAAGAAACAUUGGUAAAUAUUCGCUUUUCUCCUCUUUACUAUCUAUUAUACAUUCAAUGACUAUUAAACAAUACAAUAAAAGGAAAAUCUUUGAUACUCAACAAGUGAAAAAUUAUGAUAAAAUUAAAAUUUCUCAAGUAUUGCUAAUGAAAAGAUGAGGGAAAUUCUAAGAAUGUCACUCGGAGAUAAAAUUUUCGAAUGGGAAUGCAGAGUCACAAGAUGUGAGAAUGUUACAAGAUUUAUGAAUAUAUUUUUACACGGUUUUAGAGGUAUUGUAGAAGAUGUGGAGAAAGAGAGACAGAGAGAGAGAAAUGAUGAACAAGAUGGGAAAUGAUUAAAGAAAAAAAUACCUAUUUCUUCAUGUAGUGGAAAAAAGAGAGAAUUUGUUGCAAUGCAAGAAAAACAUAAAAACUAGAAAAACAUAUUGAUAAUAAUGCGAGUAAUGUAAAAUCUUCCUCUGAUAUAUUUCCAUAUUUAUUAUCAUAAGUUUAGGACUCCACAAUGUGAAGGAAUUGCCUGAAGAAUUUGUCUUUCAACCUUAUUUAACACUACACUUUUUUUCUACUUUUACCCUUACACGUUGAAGAGGCGAAGAGAAGUCACAGCAUAGAUUUGAAGAAGAAGAAAAAAAUGCUCUCUAAAAGCAAUGACAGUUUAGAAGACAUUUGCGGUUUAUCUCGAAACUUUACACAGUCACGUACUUAUACUAUUAUUUUUUUACAAAAAUAAUUGCCAAGAACAUUUUCCUUCCCUUCUGCAUAAACUGAGAAUGAGACGAGAAGGAGAUUUCCUUUGUCGUUCGGUUUGAAUUAGAACAGCAAUCGCGAAAAUUGAAUGAUACUCAAAUUUUGUACUCUGUUUUUUUUAUAUUUUUGUAUUAUUUUUUUUACCUUAUACUAUUUAAAAGACCCUGUUUUCUUCCGCUUAAAUCCUAACCUAUUGAAAGGUCACUUUAGGAUGUUUAAUUGAUGCGAUAAAAUUACUUUGAAAUUAUUUUUUACUUUUGCUUAUCAGUGUUAAUUUUUUGUAUUAGGAUUAUUCACACUUUCUACUUUUUACACACCCCUUAAUUUAAUUUAAUUAACUCCUUUGUAAUGGCUUAAGUAGAUCGCAAGAUUAAGUGUGAACGUGAAACUUUAUAAGAUAGAGAGAAAGAGAGAAAAUGAGGAAACAGAAAAUAUCUAAAAUUAAUGGCACGACAAUAAUUCGUAGGAUCUCUUCUUAAUAACACAAUUUUAAUAAGGAAUGAGAGAGAGAGAGAAAAAAUUUUUACACUAAAGAGAAGGAGAAGAAGAAAAAAAAACAAUUGAUAACGUGUAAGAAUGUGAAAAGUAUGAUGAAACCUUUCUGAAGCAGUAUUUUUUAUUUAAUUGACAAGAUUUUUUUCUUAAUUGAUAUAAUAAAAAUAUUUAAAGCAUUACUUUUAGAGAUGGAGAAGAAGGAGAGAAAAAAAUGUAAUCUCUAUUUACUACUUAUGUGUGUACUUAUAAUUAAUUUCCUGUACAAACAAGAGCUCUGAUCGUGAGAUGAUCUUUUUGUCCUGUAAUCUUAAUUUUUACUAAAAAGAAAAUUGUGAGAAAAAGUAUAAGCAAAAAAGGAAGAAAACCACAAUGACGAAAUGAUAUUUAUACCCAAUCCGUCUCUGCCUUGGCAUUAAUCUCCUUAACAUGAGAGUUAUUGAAGUUAGAAAGAGCGAAAAAUGGAAAACAAAUAAUGACUAAAAAUAGCUAUAGAGAUUGUCUUAACAAUUAUUUGCGUUGUAUUAUAGUUUUAUAGUGUGUCGAAGAAGAAGGCGAAGAGAAUAAGAAGCACUCUUGUAAUUUAUUUAAGAAAAUGGAGGAAAAGCUAUAAAAUUGGAAGGAAAGAAGGAAGAAAAACAGCGAGAAAAAUGGAAAAAGCUGAGAAGGAAUUGAUGAAUGAAGAUUACCAAUACCAGUAUAAUAAACAGGGUUAUUUGAUUUUAUUAUUACUAUAAAUUAUGCUGAUUAGUGAGUAAUGUAUUUAAAAGUGAAGAAAUCACAACAGAGAAUAAUUUUAUUGUUUUCUUCCCUUCGUCGCGCGCCUCCGUGGCGGCGAAGUGAUUUUUUCUUGUAUUAAGCUAAAUUGUGUAUUAAUUUUAAAUGUUUAAUACGGAAAAAAAACACCCGCACACUUUUUUACACGUUUAAUUUUAAUUCUCAAUGAUGAGUUUUUGUAAGAUGAAGAAUAUAAUUUAAAGAGUAAUAAUUCACACGUGAUUAACGACAUUUUACUGCUAACACGAUAUUUUUAUUUUCAAUAAAAUGAGAAUUUUAAAGUAAGAAA